UUCCUCUGAAGGACAGGUGCUCGGCGUGGACAUCGCAGGAAAGAGCUCCCUGGUACAGUGCAUCAGUCAGGAUCAGGUCUCCUUGCCUACGGUUGUACCUUCCCAGUGAUGGUACUCCCCAGUGAUGGUUCUCCUGGUGCUCCAGUGAUGUCUCUCCUGGUGACAAUAUCAGAUCUCCGUGCCCAAUGAUGGCUCUCCUGGUGCCAAGAUCCGCUCUCCUUGCUGGUUGGGUAUUCGUAAACAAAGCGCCUACCUUGCUUGGUGCAGGCAGGCCAGUGAAACAAAGGAACUCCCGUCUGCCUGUUUUUCCUGAGGAUUCGCCCCCAGUGCCCAGACAGGCCAGUGAAACAAAGGAACUCCCGCCCGCCUGUUUGCCCUGAGGAUUCGCCCCCAGCGCCCGGACAGGCUGAGCUAGGAGUGCACUGCACUACGCCUCUGCCCAUAAUCAUCCUAAUGUAGUGACAUUGCUAUCGUCCAACGACUGUACCGAUAUUAAUAUGAAGGAUGAUGAAGGCUGCACACCCUUAAUUAAGGCCACCCAGCGGGACAACAUAGAGUGCAUCUCUAUACUACUCAUGCACGGUGCUGAUCCCCACAUUAUAGAUGCCAAUGGCGAUGCUGCCCUCCACCACGCCAUUUGCAGAGGGAACAUAACAGUUGUCAGCAAACUGCUGGAGUAUAAUGUAGAUAUUGACACCGAAACAGAGUAUGGGUUGACACCCUAUAAACUCGCUUUAUUUGAAAAUCAACUUAAAAUGGCGGAGUUUUUAAUUGAGAACGGUGCAGAUGCACCUUCGGAGCUUACACCAAAUAGUGGAGGAGCAGCUGCAGUAGAAUCAGAACAAUCAAUGAAAAAGUAUGCCAUCUUCAACCAAGAAGAAAAUUUCAGCACUGACAUAAAGUCUUCUUGCAGUGCAGUAAGACCAGCAAGACAGCUAAAAUCCCUAUUGAAGAAGUCUUUCCAGAUUAAAAGAGGUAGUCGAAGACUAAAAGACCAGAUCUCACUCAGUGAAGGAACAAUGACAAGAGAGCCAGAGAAGAGAAAGAAAAAGUGUGUCACCUUCAACAAAGAAGUACAUUACAAUACCAAUAAGAAGCCUUUUUGCAGGGGCAUACGACCACCUGAAGAGCUGAAACCAAUACUUAAGAAGUCUCUUCAGAUCAGUGGAGAUAAUGGAAGAAAUCAAGACCAAAUCUCACUCAGGCUCUCUGAAAGACCUCAUGUUACAACAGAGGACAUGGCCACCACCUCUGCUAUUAAGGAGGAUAUUGACAACUCUUCCUCCAGGUACACGAUCAUACAGAAACAAAUUUUGUAUUACAAGAAGAUCACUGCAAUGAAGAAACUGGACCAAGCAGGUCUUAGCAAAUCAGUGCUAGACCUAAGUACUCUGGGAGAGGCACUUCCUGAAUUCUCUAGAAAGAAAUCAUUCUUCAUGGUUGAAACAAAGAAGGGAGAAGGUUUCCUUCCUCCACCUAAUGUGCAUGACAUCGUGCCCCAGCCUCCUGCCCAUGCCGAUGCGACAUCAACUUCUCAUGUUAGUGAAAAAGGUGACAAUCGUCAGUCACCUGAGGAAACUACUGUUAAGAACACCAGCGUUAGUGAAAGAGGUGACAGUCGUCAGUCACCUGAGGAAACAGCUGUUAACAUCACCAGCGUUAGUGAAAGAGGUGACAGUCGUCAGUCACCUGAGGAAACAGCUGUUAACAACACCAGCGUUAGUGAAAGAGGUGACAAUCGUCAGUCACCUGAAGAAACUACUGUUAACAACAUCAGCGUGGAUCACACACGUUCUCUAGGUGACGCGUUGCACCCUCAGAAUGCUAAUAUGCGGGUUCUUGCUUCAAGUCCCGCUCACCGCACCAGCUAUGCAGCGAAUACCCCCACCAAGGUUUUUUCAAUUUGGGCAGCAACCACAUCAUUGCUCCUCCUAACAUCGUCAUUAUGGUUGCUGAAGUUGGUGGCUUUGAUGAUGCCGUGGGUAUGGAACCUAAUUUAGAAAUCCUGCACAGUUAAAGUUACAAGGAGCUUAACAAGUUUCUGCUGAAGAACCUAUGAGGAUCUCCUGUCAUCAAGUAACAAACUGUCAGAAACAUUUUUUGAGGUUUUCUUUCAUUUUAUUGUUUGAAGAAUAUUUUCAGUUUACUCUUUGACAUUUUAAUGUAUGUAAUUUAGUUUCUGCUGAAGAACCUAUGAGGAUCUCCUGUCAUCAAGUAACAAACUGUCAGAAACAUUUUUUGAGGUUUUCUUUCAUUUUAUUGUUUGAAGAAUAUUUUCAGUUUACUCUUUGACAUUUUAAUGUAUGUAAUUUAGUUUCUGCUGAAGAACCUAUGAGGAUCUCCUGUCAUCAAGUAACAAACUGUCAGAAACAUUUUUUGAGGUUUUCUUUCAUUUUAUUGUUUAAAGAAUAUUUUCAGUUUACUCUUUGACAUUUUAAUGUAUGUAAUUCAGAUCAUCCAUGUUGCUCAUAUCUUCCCAAUCUCUGUCCUCUGCCUCCAUCCCAUCCCCUAACUUGUCCUCAUCCCAUUUUUGUGUCAUUUAUCUUAAGGAGUGUGACUUCCAGUAGGAUCCCCACAGCCAAGUGCAUGUGGACAUUAUCAGUUGGACUGAGUGAGGUAUUAAAAUAGGGAGGGAGACAUAACAUCCAUCUUUCACUACUUUUGCAGAUAAAUUACAUAUAGUGUUUUGUUCCUUGAAUUACUGGCCAGGCAUUAAAUCAUUAUAUCUUAUCUUAUUCUACAGACCUUAUUAUGCUUUCAGAACAUGUAAAGCUUGCUAAACUUUCAUUCACCAAUUAAACAUGUAUUGUACAUGCAUCCCCAGAGAGAUGGCACAACUCAAGGGGAUACUCAAUUCAAUAGGAAUUUGACUUUUCUAGUGGAACAGACUGAUAAAUUCAGAAAGAUAAAAAAAAUACUUUGCUACUUGGACUUUCUCCCUUAGUCCAUGAUCAGAGGUCUCCUAGUUGUGCAGAAUUCUAAGGAGAUUAAGGAGCUGUAAUGGAGAGCUGAAAGCAGCAAAGGGUCAAAAGUAUUUCCAAGAGGUCAAUAAAUUUAUUAUUCUGCCAUCUGAUAAAAUAUUGAAAUAAAUUUCUGCCUAGAAUGAAUUUCAUGAGAUUUGUAGAAAAUGAAUAGAGUUGUUCAUUUGUAACAAAAGAUGACAAAUAUUAGAUGCCGAGUUUGCCACAUCUUUAUGAAUACAAAUAUAGAUAUGUAUGGGUUCCUUGGCACCCUAUUGUUCAACACUCUGGAAUGAAAAAUUCCACUGAGAAUUGUUGAGGCUAAGAGGCCCAGCUAGGGCUAGAAUAUAAAAAUCAACAUGGCAAAUGUAUGUGGGGGUUUAUUUAUGUAUAUAUGUACAAUUAAAAUACAUGGUCCUUUAAAUGAGCUCAAUUUUAUUCAGAAUGCAUGAUUUUAAAACUGUGUUUUUGAAGAAGCAUGUGGAAUAUACUGCAGGGGAGGAAAGAAUACUAUCAAAAUAUAUCAUAAAAAUAAAUUAUAAUGUAUUUCUGGUAGCAUAUAGUAAUCUAGUUCCCUCUUAGUUCACCGCCUUUUGUAGUAUUCUAAAAAACCUAUUAACCUGUUGUACAUUAUUUUGAAAGAUUAAAGAUAUUAGAACCUUUAAAAAUGAUGUUAUUAUGAUGUUAUUACAUUGACUUUCAAGUGAUAAUCUGUCAGAAAUAUUUUAUAAAAUUUAGAAAUUUUCCUCAUUUGGACCUUGGGAGCUCAGUCCAGUGCUCCAAUGUGGGUCUCUGUCUCUAUCUUCAUCCAUCACCACAUUCAUCAGUGUGGCUAUAGGAUAGGGCCAGUUCAGGCGGCCUCUCCUCAGCUGCUCAAGGAACAAGCUGGGGACAUCUCCUUGGAUACUUGGGAACCUCUCUAGAGUCCAGUCUCUUGCCAACUCUAAAAUGGCUCCCUUAAUUAAGAUAUAUAAUUCCCUGCUCCCAUAUCCUCUCUUCCUCCAUCCCAACCAUCCCAUUCCCCCAA
Messenger RNA from Chionomys nivalis (European snow vole), 3987 nucleotides. RefSeq names its product inversin-A-like. The transcript has 19 exons. The record is from RefSeq and is a predicted model, not a curated record. Gene Ontology annotation, molecular function: protein binding. NCBI's taxonomy places the organism in Eukaryota, Metazoa, Chordata, Mammalia, Rodentia, Cricetidae. Bases 498 to 2000 code for a protein of 500 amino acids.